Messenger RNA from Trichoderma reesei QM6a, 1464 nucleotides. Its product is annotated as saccharopine dehydrogenase. The transcript is spliced from 13 exons. Gene Ontology annotation, cellular component: cytoplasm. The record is from RefSeq and is a predicted model, not a curated record. Lineage: Eukaryota; Fungi; Ascomycota; Sordariomycetes; Hypocreales; Hypocreaceae. Gene Ontology annotation, molecular function: saccharopine dehydrogenase activity. Bases 43 to 1401 code for a protein of 452 amino acids.
CAACAAUUCCCAUACGCCAAUUGACCUCUGACAGCUGCAAACAUGGCUCCCCAACGUGCUCUGAUGCUCGGCUCCGGCUUCGUUACCAAGCCCACGCUCGACAUUCUCAACGAUGCCGGCGUUGAGGUUUCCGUUGCCUGCCGAACCCUCGAAAGCGCAAAGAAGCUCUCUGCCGGCGUCAAGCUGGCCACGCCCAUCUCCCUCGACGUCAACGACGACAAGGCCCUCGAUGCCGCCGUUGCCCAGCACGACGUCGUCAUCAGCCUCAUCCCCUACACCUACCACGCCGCCGUCAUCAAGUCCGCCAUCCGCAACAAGAAGAAUGUCGUCACCACCAGCUACGUCUCGCCCGCCAUGAUGGAGCUCGACCAGCAGGCCAAGGACGCCGGCAUUACCGUCAUGAACGAGAUUGGUCUUGAUCCCGGUAUCGACCACCUCAGUGCCGUCGAGACCAUCUCCAACGUCCACGCUGCCGGAGGCAAGAUUCUUUCCUUCAAGUCAUUCUGCGGUGGACUGCCGGCGCCCGAGAACUCGGACAACCCUCUUGGCUACAAGUUCUCCUGGUCAUCCCGAGGCGUUCUCCUUGCCCUGCGAAACGCUGCCACCUUCUACGAGGACGGAAAGCUGGUCAACGUUGCCGGCCCUGACCUGAUGGCCACCGCCAAGCCUUACCACAUCUACCCCGGCUACGCCUUUGUCGCAUACCCCAACCGCGACUCCAGCGUCUACAAGGAGCGCUACAACAUCCCCGAGGCCCAUACCAUCAUCCGCGGAACCCUGCGCUACGCCGGAUUCCCCGAGUUCAUCAAGGUCCUCGUCGACACCGGCUUCCUCAACGACGAGGAGCAGGACUACUUCAAGCAGCCCAUCCCCUGGAAGGAGGCCACCCAGAAGCUGCUCAACGCCCCUUCAUCCAGCGAGGCCGACCUCGUCGCCGCCGUCUCGUCCAAGGCCACCUUUAAGGAUGACGAGGAGAAGGCUCGUCUGAUCGAUGGUCUCAAGUGGAUCGGCAUCUUCUCCGACGCCACCAUCACCCCCCGCGGCAACCCCCUCGACACCCUCUGCGCCACUCUCGAGGAGAAGAUGCAGUACGAGGAGGGCGAGCGCGACUUUGUCAUGCUCCAGCACAAGUUCGAAAUCGAAAACAAGGACGGCUCCCGCGAGACGCGCACCUCCACCCUCGCCGAGUACGGCGCCCCCGUCGGCUCGGGCGGAUACUCUGCCAUGGCCCGCCUGGUCGGUGUGCCCGCCGGUGUUGCCACCAAGCAGAUCCUCGACGGAACCCUCUCCGAAAAGGGCGUCAUCGCCCCAAUGAGCCCCAAGAUCAACGAUCCUCUGAUCAAGGAGCUUGCCAAGUACGGCAUCGCUUUCAAGGAAAAGGUCAUCAAGCACAGCGCUUAAAUCUAGAAAUAGAAGCGUAAAAAAUAAAGCAGUUGAGUGAAUAAAUACUAUUGAACUCGGGAA